Messenger RNA from Aspergillus chevalieri, 903 nucleotides. RefSeq lists its product as uncharacterized. The coding region runs from base 1 to 903 and encodes 300 amino acids. The record is from RefSeq and is a predicted model, not a curated record. Gene Ontology annotation, cellular component: mitochondrion. The transcript has a single exon. NCBI's taxonomy places the organism in Eukaryota, Fungi, Ascomycota, Eurotiomycetes, Eurotiales, Aspergillaceae.
AUGCGACGGCCGUCCGGAAGGAAAACGAGAAAUCUCGCUAAAUCCCGGUACGUCAUAAUCGGCAUGUGUAUUAUUACAGAGCGCAUUUCCCUUCUCUUCCACCACCAGCACCGAUCCAUAAUGGAGUGGCUUCCAGUUGCUGCCCGGAAGCAAUCGCUUCUUGGAAGAAGCCUUUUAAACCGAACACGCCCAUUUCUAUCGUCGCAAGCCUCACGUCCUCAUUAUGCCUUCCCUCCGAGUUCCCGACGCAUGAACUCUCGUGAGCGUACAACCGAGGCCGACAUAGAUGGUGACGAAGAAGAAACUCGCCAGGCUUAUCCAUUAUCGGGAUACUACCAAGACAUUCUCUCAACUAAAUCACCCUACCGUCGACAAGCACCUACCUCGCGGCCCGUCCCCACGAAACCCGAGAAAUCAACACCAGCCUCCACGGUCGAACCACAGUCCCCGAAGGACAAGAUGUCGAUUGUCUUCGGUAGCCGGCUUCAAACUCCCGGUAGAUCAUCGCGGUAUGAUCCAGGCUCCACGCCUCCCGAGUCGAUGUGGAAAACUAUCAAUGGGGUUGCGAUCCCUCCCCGGCCGUCGGAACCAGAUAACUGCUGUAUGAGUGGCUGCGCUCAUUGUGUAUGGGAUGAUUAUCGUGAUGAUAUGGAAGAGUGGGCCAAUAGGCUCGAGCAGGCGAAGGCGAGGGGUGUACCGAAGACGCCGGAUAUGCGACAGAAUAAGAGGGCCGAGGUUGAGAGUGCGAGUAUGAGUAUGGAUGAUGAUGGGGGUGGCAGUGAGGCGAAUUGGCCUGUGGAGGACCAGAAGGAGGAUAUCUUUGCCGGUAUCCCUGUGGGAAUUCGGGAGUUCAUGAAGACGGAGAAGAAGUUGAAGAAGAAGCACCAGGAAGCCACGGCAUGA